GGUGGAGGGGGCGGAGGCUGUGGCGCUGCCCUCGCCGGCUGGGGCGGUGGCGGCGGCCGAGGAGGAGGAUGAGCCGCUGGCGUCCCCCCGCCUCCCGCUGCUGACGCCGCCGCCGCUCAGCUCAGCCUGCUGCGGGCUCAGCGCCGCGCCACCGGCCAUGGUCCCCAGCGAGGAAAACCAGCUCGUGCCCAAAGAGGUGGAAAGUGCUGCCGAGGAACCUAGGGUGCUCUGUAUAAUACAAGACACCACAAAUUCCAAGACAGUGAAUGAGCGCGUUACCUUGAACCUGCCAGCUUCCACGCCACUUAAAAGAUUGUUUGAAGAUGUGGCUUCAAAAGUGGGCUAUGUGAAUGGAACUUUUGAUUUAAUGUGGGGAAACGGAGAUAAUGUAACUGAUACGACUCCAAUAGAUCAGAACAGUGAAAAAACUAUUCUUGAUGCUGGUUUUGAGCCAGGAAAGAAGAACUUUCUACAUUUAACAGACAAAGAUGGUGAGCAGCCUCAUAUAAUUUCGGAGGAGUCGAGUACAACAGAUGACAAUGCACAAGACAGAUUUAUAGGCCCUCUACCAAGAGAAGGCUCUGUUGGAUGUACCACUGACUAUGUCAGUCAAAGCUAUUCUUAUUCUUCAGUCCUGAGCAAAUCAGAAACAGGUUAUGUGGGGCUAGUAAAUCAAGCAAUGACUUGCUACUUGAACAGCCUUCUACAAACACUUUUCAUGACUCCUGAAUUUAGAAAUGCAUUAUAUAAGUGGGAAUUUGAGGAAUCUGAAGAGGAUCCUGUGAUGAGUAUCCCCUACCAGCUUCAAAGACUGUUUGUUUUACUGCAGACCAGUAAAAAACGAGCAAUCGAAACAACAGAUGUUACACGGAGUUUUGGAUGGGAUAGUAGUGAGGCAUGGCAGCAGCAUGAUGUACAGGAACUUUGUAGAGUCAUGUUUGAUGCUUUGGAGCAGAAAUGGAAGCAAACAGAACAGGCUGAUCUUAUAAACCAACUGUAUCAAGGCAAACUGAAGGAUUAUGUAAGAUGUCUAGAAUGUGGCUAUGAAGGCUGGAGGAUCGACACGUACCUGGAUAUUCCAUUGGUCAUCCGUCCGUACGGUUCCAACCAGGCGUUUGCUAGCGUGGAAGAAGCACUGCAUGCUUUCAUUCAGCCUGAGAUUCUUGAUGGCCCCAAUCAGUAUUUUUGUGAAAGAUGUAAGAAGAAAUGUGAUGCAAGGAAGGGUCUGCGGUUCCUGCAUUUUCCAUAUCUACUGACAUUACAGCUGAAGAGAUUUGACUUUGAUUAUACCACUAUGCACAGAAUUAAACUUAACGAUCGUAUGACUUUUCCUGAGGAGUUAGACAUGAGUGUCUUCAUUGAUGUUGAGGAUGAGAAGUCUCCUCAGACUGAGAGUUGCACUGAUAGUGGAGCUGAAAAUGAAGGCAGUUGUCAUAGUGAUCAGAUGAGCAAUGAUUUUUCUAAUGAUGAUGGAGUUGAUGAAGGAAUCUGCCUCGAAAGCAAUAGUGCAGCAGAAAGAAUUUCUAAAGCUGGAAAUGAAAAGAGUUCUUUACUGUAUGAGCUCUUCUCUGUUAUGGUUCAUUCUGGAAGUGCUGCUGGUGGGCAUUAUUAUGCCUGUAUAAAAUCUUUUAGUGAUGACCAGUGGUACAGUUUUAAUGAUCAGCAUGUUAGUAAGAUAACUCAAGAAGAUAUUAAGAAAACAUAUGGUGGAUCUUCUGGAAGCAGAGGAUAUUAUUCCAGUGCUUUUGCUAGCUCCACAAAUGCGUACAUGCUAAUAUAUAGACUGAAGGAUCCAAUGAGAAAUGCAAAGUUUCUUGAGGCACAUGAGUAUCCAGAGCAUAUUAAGCAAUUGGUACAGAAAGAGAGGGAAUUGGAAGAACAAGAAAAGAGACAACGAGAAAUUGAGCGCAACACUUGCAAGAUUAAAUUGUUCUGCAUGCAUCCCACAAAACAGCUAAUGAUGGAGAACAAAUUAGAGGUUCAUAAGGACAGGACACUGAAGGAAGCUGUGGAAAUAGCUUACAAGCUAAUGGAUUUGGAAGAGGCUGUUCCUUUGGAUUGCUGUCGUCUUGUCAAAUAUGAUGAGUUUCAUGACUACUUGGAACGGUCAUACGAAGGAGAAGAAGAUACACCAAUGGGUUUAUUACUUGGAGGUGUCAAAUCAACGUACAUGUUUGACCUACUGUUGGAAACAAGAAGACCUGACCAAGUUUUCCAGUGCUAUAAACCUGGUGAGGUCAUGGUAAAGGUUCAUGUAGUUGACCUGAAGACUGAAUCUGUUGCUCCUCCAAUAAGUGUACGAGCUUAUUUGAAUCAAACAGUUUCAGAAUUUAAACAGCUAAUUUCCAAGGCAACGCACCUGCCUGCUGAAACAAUGCGGGUGGUGUUAGAACGUUGCUACAAUGACUUGCGUCUUCUGAAUGUUUCCAGCAAAACACUGAAAGCUGAAGGCUUUUUUAGAAGCAACAAGGUAUUUAUUGAAAGCUCAGAGUCUUUAGAUCGUCAUGUGGCAUAUACAGAUUCUCAUUUAUGGAAACUUUUGGAUCGCCAUGCAAAUACAAUCAGACUGUAUGUUUCAUUACCAGAGCAAUCACCUGGAUCUCAAUUUAGACGAACAGUUUAUCAGAAGCCUAGUGGAGAUACAGGCAACUUGGAUGAAGCCUGUGAAAGAGUAAAAGGACCUGUAGGCAAUAUGAAGUCUGUAGAAGCGAUUCUGGAAGAAAGCACUGAAAAGCUUAAAAGCUUGUCCCUGCAGCAGCAGCAGGAAGGAGAUAAUGGAGACAGCAGCAAAAGCACAGAAGCCAGUGAUUUUGAGAACAUUGAAUCACCUUUAAAUGAAAUAGACUCUUCAACAUCAGCAGAAAACAGAGAGCUUGAAAACCAAAUUCAGAUUUCUGACCCAGAAAAUCUCCAGUCUGAGGAACGAUCAGAUUCCGAUGUAAAUAAUGACAGGAGUACGAGCUCAGUGGACAGUGAUAUCCUCAGCUCCAGUCACAGCAGUGAUACUUUAUGCAAUGUGGACAAUGCCCCGCUUCCUUUGGCUAACGGACUUGAUUCUCAUAGUAUCACAAGUAGUAGACGAUCAAAAGCAAAUCAGGGGAAGAAAGAAACAUGGGACACAGCAGAAGAAGAUUCUGGAACAGAUAGUGAAUAUGAUGAAAGUGGCAAGAGCAGAGGAGAAGCACAAUAUAUGUACUUUAAGUCGGAACCAUACGCUGCAGAUGAAGGUUUGGGAGAAGGACAAAAAUGGCUGAUGGUGCACGUUGAUAAAAGAAUUACACUAUCUGCCUUCAAGCAACACUUGGAGCCUUUCGUUGGAGUUCCGUCUUCUCACUUCAAAGUGUUUAGAGUCUAUGCCAGUAAUCAGGAGUUCGAGAGUGUUCGGCUGAAUGAGACACUUUCUUCAUUUUCUGAUGACAAUAAGAUAACUAUUAGACUUGGAAGAGCCCUUAAGAAGGGUGAAUACAGAGUCAAAGUCUAUCAGCUUUUGGUAAAUGAGCCAGAGCCGUGCAAGUUUCUUCUAGAUGCAGUUUUUGCUAAAGGAAUGACUGUCCGGCAGUCAAAAGAGGAGCUGCUUCCUCAGCUUCGAGAACAAUGUGGCCUAGACCUGACAAUUGACAGGUUUCGCCUAAGAAAGAAAACCUGGAAGAACCCAGGCACUGUGUUUCUGGAUUAUCAUAUCUAUGAGGAAGAUAUCAAUAUUUCAAGCAAUUGGGAGGUCUUCUUAGAAAUACUUGAUGGAGUAGAAAAGAUGAAAUCUAUGUCGCAACUUGCUGUUUUAUCGAGACGAUGGAGGCCAUCAGAGAUGAAGCUGGAUUCUUUCCAGGAAGUAGUACUAGAAAGCAGCAGUGUUGAAGAAUUAAAAGAGAAGCUGAGUGAAAUAAGUGGAAUACCCUUAGAAAACAUUGACUUUGCAAAGGGUAGAGGAACGUUUCCAUGCGACAUUUCUGUACUAGAGAUUCACCAGGACUUGGACUGGAAUCCUAAAGUAUCUACAUUGAAUGUCUGGCCUCUGUACAUUUGUGAUGAUGGUGCAGUAAUAUUUUAUAGGGAUAAAACUGAAGAAUUAAUGGAAUUAUCAGAUGAGCAGAGAAAUGAACUGAUGAAAAAAGAAAGCAGCAGACUCCAGAAAACUGGACACCGGGUAACCUACUCUCCUCGUAAAGAAAAAGCACUAAAAAUUUAUCUGGACGGAGCACCAAAUAAAGAUUUGACUCAAGACUGAUACUCACUAUAGCAUUUUCCCUGGGGAAUUUUUUUUGUUUAAAAUAAAAAGGUUCACUACUACUGUGUAGUGCCAUUACGGCAGGACAUUCAUUAGGUGUAAAGCGCUGACACCAGCACUGGUUGGGCCGUGUUACCAAUCAGAAGCACAGUGCCCAGUGGGUCACUGCUUGACUUGGAAUCAUGUUGUGCACUAUAGUCAAAUGUACUGUAAAGCUAAAAGGGAUGUGCAAAUAAAAGAUUAGAACUAAAAAGCGGGCGGGGAGGGAAACGAGUGGAAAUUGUUGAGGAUAGUGUGCACAUAGUAGCUAGUGAAACUAGCCUCAAACAGGAUACUGAUAGCUUAAUAAUAAAAGCUGUGCAAAGGCCAUGAAAGAAUCCUUUUUUCUGUUUGUCUCACUGAUACACGCAUUACCUCAUCAGAGAGUCUGAAGUUAAAUGUUAACACAUUGGUUCUAGAAAAGCAGCAGAAAAGGAUUGAAGAUGAAAUGGAAAUGCUGCCGAUGUAAGGUUUUAUACUAUUCUUCCAUAAACCCAGGUAGUCAGAGAGAUGUCUGCAGAAAGCUGCCAGCAGGUGUUGGUUCAGUUGGCAGAAGUGCUGUUGUAAGGUAAAUGGUUUUUAAUAGGUGAUGGGAGUCGAUGAGCAGCUCUGAUACUGUGUUCAAUGUGUAAAUAAAACUUGCCCUAUCCAUUUAACAGAACUGCAAUUCAGCUAUUUACCAUGGUAUUUCUUUUCACAUAUCAACAUUCAUUGUGUACAUUUGGAAGUAUAGUUGCCUAUUUAAAUUUGUAUUCAUUUGAUGUUUCACAAUGCUGGGUACUUUAGGGUUGUAUUUCCCCUUGUUCAUGAAGUUUUUGUUUUGUUCAGCUACUUUUUGUACAUUUUGUUUUUGAGACUAUUACAAGUUUGCAUCUUCUCCACCCACUGAAAGUCAUUUUAUUUUUCCCAGAGUUGAUUCUGUAGCUAUGUGUAGUCAAAUACUGGGGCAAUCUCUAACACCUCAACAUACAAACUUGGUAGUUCAGGUCGUGGUGCAAAGACUGAUGCAGUCAACAUGAUUUCAUUGCAAAGCCUAGGAACAGCAAUUUUUUGCUUUGGUCCAUAAAGAUCAAUAGAGGACAAUUCUCCGUAGUUUUUGGAAAAGCACCUAAUUUAUAACAAUCAAAAGAUUUUGGUAAACUUUUUCAUGCCAGAUGCUGUUUACAACAAUGAACAUGCCAAUAAAACAUUUGUUCAUUCUGUUGUGUUAUUUUAAUCAUUAAA
Messenger RNA from Colius striatus (speckled mousebird), 5488 nucleotides. RefSeq names its product ubiquitin specific peptidase 47 (gene USP47). The transcript has 28 exons. Gene Ontology annotation, biological process: protein deubiquitination. Gene Ontology annotation, cellular component: cytosol; nucleus. The record is from RefSeq and is a predicted model, not a curated record. NCBI's taxonomy places the organism in Eukaryota, Metazoa, Chordata, Aves, Coliiformes, Coliidae. Gene Ontology annotation, molecular function: cysteine-type deubiquitinase activity; cysteine-type endopeptidase activity. Bases 158 to 4225 code for a protein of 1355 amino acids.